ACACUCCCACAAAGAUGUGUGUAUAAAAAGAGCAAUCAAUGGUGACAGAGUUCAUCAAAGGAACAUUUUGGUCUCAUUAACAGGAUUCUGCUGCUUUCCAGAGUCAAAAUGGUGAAUUAUGAAGUGACUGUAUCCACUGGCAAUCUCGUCGGUGCCACCACUUUAAACAACGUCUUCAUUAAGCUGGUAGGAACAGAUGGGGAGAGCAAACGCAAGUGGCUCAUGGGGUUCAAAGGAGCUUCAUCCUUCACCAUUGGAGCAGUGUCUAGUUUUACUGUGUCCUGCCCUGUCUCCAUUGGAAAGCUGGUCCUGAUAGAGCUGGACAAACAAUCUCUCCCACUGUUCCCUGAAGACUCUUGGUUCCCCACCAAGGUGGAAGUGAAAUCUCCCGAAGGAGAUACCUACAACUUUCCCAUCUACCGCUGGAUCACUGACAGCGAGGUGCACCGCUUCCGAGAAGGAACAGCUCUGACAGUCUUCGAAGACAACCAUCAUCUUGGCAGGUACAGUCGGCAGAAGGAACUGGAUCAACGAGAGAAGGACUAUCGCUGGCAUGUGUAUGUAGAGGGAAUACCCCACAGCAUGAAGGCAGAGAACCCUCUUUCUUUGCCUGGUGAAAUCCGCUUCUCCUUUACUAAGACCACAGAGUUUCUCUACACUGCAUCCACCGGGCUGACUGAACUGCAACUUAAGGGUCUGGCUAAUUGCAAGAAGAAGUGGACAGAUAUUGAUGCUAUUAAUCGGGUGUUCUGCUGCAAACGGACUGAUAUAUCAGACUAUGUCCAGGAACACUGGAAGGAGGACGCUUUUUUUGGCUACCAGUAUCUAAAUGGUGUCAACCCCAUCUUGAUCCGACGUUGUUCAGCUCUGCCUGAUAACUUUCCUGUCACUGACGACAUGGUCUUCCUCCGUGGACAGGGUAACUUGACAAAUGAAAUGAAGAAAGGCAACAUAUUCCUGUGUGACUACAAGCGUUUGGAUGGAGUGAAAGCCAACACCAUCAAUGGAAAGAAGCAGUACUUGAUGGCUCCUCUCGUCCUGCUCCACAAAACACCUGAUGAUAAACUGAUGCCAAUUGCUAUCCAGCUGAAGCAGACUCCAGCAGAUGACAACCCCAUCUUCUUUCCUACUGAUUCUGAGUAUGACUGGUUGAUGGCCAAGAUUUUUGUGAGAAGUGCAGAUUUCAGUGAACAUCAACUCAAUGUUCACCUGCUGCGCACUCAUCUGCUGGCUGAAGUGUUUGCAGUGUCACUGCUGCGUAAUGUGCCAAUGGUGCAUCCACUGUACAAGCUCCUCAUACCUCACACUCGCUACACUCUGCAGAUCAACCACUUAGCUCGACUUCUUUUAAUAUCUGAGACUGGAGUUUUUACAAAGUUUGCAGCUUCUGGUGGAGAGGGUAUGAUGACAAUCCUGAAGAGAUCACUGUCCUCAAUGACCUACAGCUCCCUCUGCAUACCAGACGACAUUGCUGAGCGUGGUGUGGAGGCUCUGCCGAACUUCUACUACAGGGAUGAUGGACUCAAGCUUUGGGAUCUCAUCCAAAAGUUUGUGCAGGGAGUGCUCAGCUUCUACUACAAGAACGACGCUGAGGUCCAGAAAGACUCCGAACUGCAGAAGUGGAUUUCAGACAUUUUUGAACAUGGAUUUCUUUCCCAAGCACGCCCAGAGAUUCCACAGAGCUUUACCACCGUGGCUGAGUUGGUCAAGUUUGUCACCAUGGUGAUCUUCACUUGCUCAGGACAGCACUCAGCUGUGAAUUCUGGACAGUAUGACUAUGGUGGCUGGAUGCCCAACACUCCCAUCUCUCUGCAACUUCCUCCACCAACCAAAAAGGGGGAAACAAGCGAGGCCACAAUGCUGCAGACAUUCCCUGACGUCAACACAACAGUUCAGGGAAUGUCCACCAUGUGGCUACUCAGCAAGCAGUCGUCUGACUUCGUCCCUCUUGGCCAAUACCCAGAGGACCAUUUCAAUGAGAAGAUUCCCUGCAAGCUGAUAAAGGAUUUUCAAGGAGAGCUUGAAGUGUUAAGUGUGGACAUCAAUGUCAGAAACAAGAGGCUGGAGGUCCCCUACACAUACAUGGAUCCAACAAAGCUAGAAAACAGCGUUGCCAUUUAAAUAUCAGAAGGUGUGACCUCCUCAGCUGUUGGCCAAAUUCAGCUUCAUAUUAACAAAAGUGAGAAAGGGAAGAACUGCAUUUUUCUGUUUUUAACUGAUACUAUAGUGGAAAGAAAUGACUGCAUGGGAUUGUUGCAUGCUGAUCUGUGUUUAUGUAUACAGUCUGAUUGAUUAAACUGUGGUGAAAAAAAGGUGCUGUUUUAAAUCAUGCACAUCUUAAAUAUUCUUAGUUCAUCAAUGACUACACGGGGCAUCUUAUUAAAAUAAAUUACAAAUGUAAAAUAAAAAAUGUGAAGCUGCUGCAUUGAGAAGCUUCUUGGUAACACUUUAUAACAAUGGUACAUGAAUGAUCAUGAAUUCAUGCAUGACUUAAUGCAUGGAAAAGCAUUAAUUCAUGAUAUUUCAUGUACCACUAUUAUAAAGUGUUAUGACAAAACUUUGAAUCAAGCUUUUUAUAGUGAACCUAAUGUGCUAUAGAAAUAAAAACAAAAGUGGUGCACAUGAGUAUAAAAUGGUG
Molecule: messenger RNA, 2638 nt
Organism: Perca flavescens (yellow perch)
Lineage: Eukaryota; Metazoa; Chordata; Actinopteri; Perciformes; Percidae
Product: arachidonate 12-lipoxygenase, 12R-type-like
Exons: 15
Coding region: 109-2121 (670 amino acids)
Biological process (GO): lipid oxidation
Molecular function (GO): iron ion binding; oxidoreductase activity, acting on single donors with incorporation of molecular oxygen, incorporation of two atoms of oxygen; protein binding
Source: RefSeq, a predicted model, not a curated record